UAAAGAAUGGACGUAAGUAUUUUUUUAGUGCAAUUUUUUGGCGUACUUGAUACGAGUGAAGUUUUUCGGUAGAAUAAUUAUGAAGUUUUUAGUACUGUUGAUGAUUGGACUCCUUGAUGCAACAUACGCAUCAAGAUGUAUAGGAGAAUGUAACAUACUUAGCGACGACCUAUUGGCACAUGAAGAAUGCGAUAAAUAUUGCGAGUGUACAUUGUUAGGAGAUGCAAUUGAAUAUUCCUGUGAACAUGGUUUACAUUUUUCAUUCGAAUUACAAGAUUGUGUUCAUCCAUUACUAGUCAAUUGCGGAGAUGUAUCUGAACCUUCAAUACCUACUUCUCCACCAACAAUACCUCCAUCAACAUCUCUACCAGUGACCCCAUCACCGCCAGUUGAUAACAACGGAUGCAUAGGAAAGUGUCCACUAAUAAAUUUGCCUGAUUAUACAAUUCAUUUAGCACAUAAAGAAUGUAAGAAAUUCUGCAAAUGCAAUUGGGGGCAGCCUAUCGUUAAAAAUUGUCCAGAAAAUUUACAUUUUAACAACGAAAGCAAAACUUGCGACUAUAUCUUCACAGCUAAUUGCACCGGAAUCGGUCAUAUUGAAAAUUUAUUUAAAUAGUUGUUUAUUUGUUAAGCACGUUUAAUUUAUUAUUAAUUGUUAUUAUGGAAUAAAUGUAUCUUAAGCUGGAUUAUUAUCUUGUUUUUUCCGUUUUAUUUUCA
Messenger RNA from Cotesia glomerata, 717 nucleotides. RefSeq lists its product as uncharacterized. NCBI's taxonomy places the organism in Eukaryota, Metazoa, Arthropoda, Insecta, Hymenoptera, Braconidae. Gene Ontology annotation, cellular component: extracellular region. The coding region runs from base 80 to 616 and encodes 178 amino acids. The record is from RefSeq and is a predicted model, not a curated record. The transcript is spliced from 2 exons. Gene Ontology annotation, molecular function: chitin binding.